AUUAGCUGAGCGUUGGAGCAGUUCGAGCUACACUGCUGCAGUCCAAGGUAGAAAAACAAUAACCACAAUGCCCGCGCAAAGUGUGCCGAUCCGAGACCCGGCUUUGCCCAGCAGAUUACUGCUGCAGUAUUUACACUUGUUAAAGAAAUAUCCGAUCAUCACCAAAUCUGUUACAAGUGCUGUUCUGUCUGCUUUGGGAAACCUGCUUUCUCAAGCUCUAGAGUCCAAGAAAAAGCAGAAAGAAGGUCAGUCCGGGAAAGACGUGGACGUUUACGGACCCGUCCGCUUCGCUGUGUACGGGCUUGUCAUCACAGGUCCACUGAGUCAUUACUUCUACCAGCUGCUGGAGCUGCUGUUCCCAGCCUCGGCUCCUUUCUCCAUGUUGAAGCGCCUCCUGCUGGAGCGACUCGUCUUCGCCCCGGCUUUCCUCCUCCUCUUCUUUGUGGUGAUGAACACGUUGGAGGGGAAGACCAACGCAGACCUUCAGGAUAAGCUGAAAGCGAGAUUCUGGCUUGCUCUCAAGAUGAACUGGAAAGUCUGGACACCGUUUCAGUUCGUCAACAUCAACUACGUGCCUGUGCAGUUUCGAGUGCUGUUUGCCAACCUGAUCGCCUUGUUCUGGAACGCCUACCUCACGUCCGUCAGGAAAUGAAACCCCAGAGUUAAUGUUGAAGUACGGUUACGUGGGGGUCAGUACUAACGAAACCAGUGUGUGCCUUUUUUAAAAGACGCUGUACUAGAUCAGGUUUGACUUUCCAAGCUUUCUAAAAAAAAAAAAAAGAGCAUGAACUACUGUCACGUUAGAUAUCAUGAAGAGGAACUAGCAGAUGGCUUCUUCGAAAGAUCGGCAGCUUAAUCACACAGAGUUAAUGAGCGACUGUAAUGCACACCCAUUUUGCCGACAUUUAUUUUAAAAAAUAUCCAAAAAACAUCUGGUUUCAUAAUUUUCACACCUCAGCCGACUGAUUUUUUUAUUAUUUGCAGACGUGAAAAUUUGUAUCGAAGCAAGUGAAACAGUGUUAAUUCUUAUUUUGACAGUAAUAAUGCACUAAUGCUGUUGUACCACUGUCUCAGUCAACACUGAUCGUAGCAUUGUGUUCAUUAUAGUACUGCAUUUUAUAAGUUUGUACAGAUGUUUAAUAAUAAAAAUAAUAAUAAUUUGACUCAUUAAAUCAUGCUUUUAUUGAUUACAACCACACGUAUGUUUGGAGCUUACGGUUACAGAAAUGGAGGAAAUGUGUCAUACCACAGCGCUGUUGAAUUCUCAAUUCUGAUUGGUCAGGUGUACAUGAUGUGUCUUCCGUUAACGAAUAAAAAAACUGUAAUGUUGGCGGUGAUGUCA
This is a messenger RNA of Ictalurus punctatus (channel catfish), 1342 nucleotides long. RefSeq names its product peroxisomal membrane protein 2 (gene pxmp2). The record is from RefSeq and is a predicted model, not a curated record. Gene Ontology annotation, cellular component: cytoplasm; membrane. The coding region runs from base 68 to 652 and encodes 194 amino acids. The transcript has 5 exons. Lineage: Eukaryota; Metazoa; Chordata; Actinopteri; Siluriformes; Ictaluridae.